AUCCUCCUCUGGCGUGGACCACCAGUGAAGGGGGCGGGGCAAACGAGCUUGCCAGCGCAACAGAUUGUUUAUCAGUAUCGCUUGUCCUGUGUCCUCUGGUGUCUCAUGGCUGUGUCAGAAUGCAGGAUGUUGUUUGGCAAACAAAAGCACCCAUUUCUUGCUAUUGUGGUCAUUGGUCUCCUUGUUGGUAUGACGUCAUGGACAGUAGUUGCUGAUUCAAACGAAUGUCUUCGUGAUGGAGAGGAAUCAUCAUACGACUGUCUAUUUGCAGUCAUGCCAGGAGCAUUUGAAUGGACUGGUGUUGGUUUUAUCUGCCAUCCUAUGCAGCCCGCUAUGAAAAACAGAAUCCAACUACACUUAAUCAAAACUUGUCCAACUAAUAGAAGCCAAAAUAAGUUGGUGUGUGGUCUAUACUCAGCUGAAAUUCUCUGUAAUCCAGGAAAUAUGAAUCAGACGUCUACACUUUACUUUCGUGCAAACUACACGCUGAUGAAUGAUAAAAGUAUAUUAUGUCAAAACCUAAGUGGAUUUUCGUUUAGGAACAUCACUGUCAGAGUGGGAGUUGAACCAGACCCUCCAGAACAUGCCAAUCUGACUUUUCCUUUGAACACUGUGUGCCGCUACGACUGGGUCCCACCUAAUGGAAAUGUCAUAGGGAGUAUUGGGGGGUACAAUCUCAGCUACGGAGGUGACUGUGGCAUCUGCUCACCCACUGGAGGAAUGGUUAACAGCAGUACUUUUACAGCAGAAUGUACAGGAUGGACGCCUAAUGGUCAGACAUGCUAUUUUGAAGUGAAAACAGUCACCGAAGAUUGUGGAUUUUACAGUGACCCAAUAAUUGUGACCAGUGUUCUUUCCAAGAUCUCUCCUAAUGAUAUUGAAGUAGUUAUCGAUUGUUCUCAAGAUGUGGACAGCCCUCAGAUACACGUCACCUGGAAUUACACUCCCCCAGAAGUGGAAAACACAACCAUCAUUCCCGGUGUGCUUGGGUUUCUAGUGACAAUCUGUGAUAAUAUGAACAAUAACUAUUCCCAAUAUUUGAACAACUCUGGAGCAAGAACAUAUAGUUUCAACUCAACAUCUCCAGAGUUCCAAAACGCUAGUCUGGAGCGUAGCAUCCGAUUUAUUACUGUCACUGUGAAGACAGUAAUUGGGGAUUUCUCCAAUAUAUCCAAUUCAUUCUCAGUGGAAGGAGCCAUGGCUGGCAUUAGUUCGACCCUCACAACAGAACAAUGCAUUGAAGUCUCCAUCAACCAACAGUGUAAUGAAAGUGCCGACUCCUUCCAAGCUCGUCUUCUGUUUGCUGAUGGUGCUUGUCAAAAUACAUCUAUAACAAUAAACAGAACUGACAAUACAAUUCUUCAAAAUGAUUAUGAGACAUGUAUUCCUGUGGGAACAGAUCCGAUUUGCUUCUCCGCAGUCGUGUCUCGCAAUGGUGUGGAAGUUGCAAGAACUGUGAGUCAAGAACUAAUCCUACUUCAAUGUAAUACGAGUACUCUAAGUCCGAACUAUGACACUGGAGUUCAACUUACCAAUUCUAGCGGCAUAGAUAUAUCAUCAGGAGUUAAUGUCCCUCACAACAGUAUGCUCUACCUUCAAUGUUCUACGUGUACGCUGAUGGGGACUAACACAACUCGCUGUGUUAACGGAACUUUUGAGCCAUUAGUGAAUCAAAGUACUUACUGUAACUGCCCCCCCAUGAAUUCUCCUCUUGGUAAGUUACUCUAUGGUGUCUGGUCAUAACAUGUGAUUUUGAGACUAUUAUAAUAGGUGGUGGAGCAAUAGCUGUAAUAGUCAUCGGCAUCGUCAUCGGCAUCGUCAUCGGCGUCUUUGUACUAGUUCUACUCAUGCAUAACUAUAUCUCAAAAAUAGUUUUGUCAGUUUACAUGCAGUACUGCUAGCCCCAGCCGCUGGAUCCACCCUGUUUAUAUGCUUUAUAUCUAUAGCUCUGUCUUCUCUAUUUUUAGAUUUAGCUUUAUAUAUGAUGAAAUAAUACUGAAUAUUUGUGCAUGGCACCAUAUCUAUAUAUAUCUCUGAACACUUUUGUUAUAGUUGCCGUGCACCUAGCUUAUAAUUUAACUAUACAGAUAGAUAUAUAUAGUUCAAGUUUUUAUUUUCCCUAGAAAUCUGCCCCUGUUUAUAGUUCUCUCUCUUCUAUUAUGGAUAAACACAA
Halichondria panicea is the source of this 2173-nucleotide messenger RNA. RefSeq lists its product as uncharacterized. Lineage: Eukaryota; Metazoa; Porifera; Demospongiae; Suberitida; Halichondriidae. Bases 106 to 1743 code for a protein of 545 amino acids. The transcript is spliced from 7 exons. The record is from RefSeq and is a predicted model, not a curated record.